UUUUUUUUCAUAUAAAUAAAAAGGUGGAAUAAAUAAUUAAAAAUAAAUUUUAAUUUUUAAGUAUAUCUAAAGUAAUACUUUUCAAACAAUUCAAAAAUAAAAUAUUUAAUAAAUAGAAGAUAAAAAUAUGUGUAUAUAAAGAAAAUAUGCGAAAAAAGUGCGGAAAUUGUCGGAGUAUUUUUACACAAAUUUUAAAGUUAUUUGCCAUAUACAGGAAAUUUCAUCUAUAAAGAUCGAAAAAUGUUAACAUAUUUACAAAAAUGAUAAAAAAUAAAAAGUAUUUAAAAGAAAAAUAAAAUGUUAAGGAAAAAUAUAAAUCUAAUUAAAAGCUUGAGGAAAAGAAAUAUAUAGAGACUGCAAAUAAUUUUGUAUAAAAAUAUACGUAAUUAUGAAUGUUAUGCGUAAACUACGUGGAGUCGGAGGAGGCACUGGCCCAAGUAACAUUGCUGCUGGUUCCAAUAUCGGAAGCAGUGGUUUAUCUAAUAUCAAUAUAAUUGAUGAUUCUAGUGGGAACAAUUCUUCCCUUAGUUUAAUGCACUUAAAAAAAUUAUUUAACGAAUAUACACAUCCAAAAGAGGCUUUAAGCGAACAUGAAAGGGAUAUGAAGUUGUAUAAUAUGUUACCCUUAUUUUGCAAGGUGUUUAGUGCAUCUCCUGCUUCAGAUAUGAGUGAAAAGUUUUGGGAUUGCGUAGCGUUUUGCCAACAAGUUUCGAGAUUAAUGGUAGCUGAAAUACGCAAAAGAGCAUCCAAUCAAAGUACCGAAGCAGCUUCCAUAGCAAUUGUAAAAUUUUUAGAAAUCGAAAAUUGUGAAGAAUCAAGCAGUGGUUGGAUGCUGUUAUCAACAUUAAAUAUUUUGGCCAACGGUGAUGUUGCACUGAUUCAGGUAAUGACGUCGGCUGCCGUUCCGUCAACUUUAGUUAAAUGUUUGUAUUUAUUUUUUGAUUUACCUGAAAUUGAAAAUCAACCAAAGUCUACUGAAGAUUCCGUAAUUGCAAAUAUCACCACAUCUACAUCAAGUGAUAAUAAUAUUCCAGCUAUAAAUACAGGAGCUUUAAACGAAUUUUCUCCAGUUGAACGAAGAACCUUAUUGCAAAAGGUUUUUGUGCAACUUCUAGUCAAAUUAUGUUCAUAUCCAUAUCCAGCUGAAGAAUUAUCAAGGAUGGAUGAUUUAACCUUAUUGUUUUCAGCUAUAACAUCUCAAUGCUCAUCUCAUAAUACUAUGUGGAGAAAAAGUGCUGCGGAAGUAUUGACAACGCUGUCUAGACAUGGUUUAACAGAACCAGUAGUUAAUUAUAUUCAUUCCAAGAGUUGCAUGGCCUUAUGCGUGGAAAAUAUGCAGCGGCCACCAGAAUCAAGUCCGUUGGAAGUUGUUGAAAUGUUUGUUACUGUUUUUUGUUUUCUGAAAGACUCUAGUCGAGUAUCACAAGUUUUAUUAGACGAUUUUCGCGCUUCCCAAGGAUACGUAUUUUUAAGUGAUUUUUUGCUCAAAACUUCAAAUUCUUUAAGAAGUAGUGUAUACGCACAACAACAGCCACAGCACCAUUAUUCUGCAAACAAAUCUCAAAAUCAAUCCUCUUCCGGAUGCUCUUCUUUUUCUAAUUCUAGACUAGAAAGUGAUCGGCAACGUUCAAUUGAAGUACAAGCAGCCAUAAGGAAUUUGGUAUUAAUGAUAUCAUCUUUAUGUAUGUGUGGAUAUAAUGAAUUACGACCGAUUCAAAAUCAAACAAAUACACUUUUUAAAAUGCAAAAUUUUCAAAUGCCACAAGUAACUUCACGUGAAACGUGUGUGCGUAACAUACAUGCUUUUCAAGUUUUACAGACUGUUUUCCUAAAAUCAACAUCCUCAGCGCUGUGCUGCACAAUAUUGGAUGCUAUAUCAAGUGUUUAUCACUCAGACAAUGCAAAUUAUUUCAUUUUGGAUUCAGAAAACACAUUGAGUCAAUUUACUGAGAGAAUUCAUAUAAAGGGCCACCAAAUUCAAGAAAAAUUUUUUGAUAUACUUGAAUUUAUAGUAUUUCAAUUAAAUUUUGUGCCAUGCAAAGAACUAAUAUCACUAUCCCUGCUUUUGAAAAAUAAUCAUUCAAAUAGUUGUAGUAUUUUGUGUCUAAAAACUUUAUUAAAUAUCUUGAGACAUAAUGCGGUUUUCAAAGAAGUAUAUCGUGAAGUAGGAUUAUUAGAAGUAUUUGUGGCAUGUUUAGAUCGAUAUUCAGACCAUGUAAAAAAAAUUACUAAUUUGAAUGAAAUGAUAGAAGUUCUGAAUUCCCAAGAAGAUCAAGCUGAUAUUUUAGGAAAGCAUAUACUGGAGGCACUUCAAGUAUUAUUAAAUGGUAAUAACAAUAACGCGAACAUAUUUAGAGAAAGUGGGGGAGCAAAGUGUAUACAUGAAUUAGUGAAAUUUAAACACUGUCGACCUCAAGCACUAGGUAUUAUUAGAGAGUUAAUUUUGUCAACUGGGGGCGAUGACGAUAUGCUAUCUAUUUUAAGUCAAAUGCAUUCGGUUCCAGCAUAUCAAGUUGAAUUUAAAAUCCAAAUAUUAAAUAUGUUAUUGGGUUGUUUGAAAGAUAGUCAUAGAACGAGAACCGUGUUCAGAAAAGUUGGUGGUUUUGUUUACUUAACCAGCGUUUUUGUUUCUUUAGAUGGGAAACUUAAUGAUGGUAAUAACAAAAACAAAAAAUAUAACGAAAUAAAUCAAUAUGAUCUUCUUCUGUUAUUACAAAUGGUAUGUCAAACUUUAGUCACAGCAAUGCGUUUUGAACCAGCAAACGCAAAAUUUUUUCACCAUGAAAUUUGCAAUGCAUCACUAGUUGACACAUUGAAGCUUCUAGGAUGUUUUACAGAAGGAAAAGAAUUAGGAGAAGCGUUUGUAGAGAAUUUUAAACAUGAUGAUCAAUGCUUACGAUAUUUUCAUGAGUUAUUCACUGGAGAAAUUAUAAAUUCAGAAUUUAACGAAAGCAUACCAAAAUCAUUAUCUUACGCUUGUAUUGUUUAUAGAUUGCUCUAUAAUAUAUCUUUAGAUAAUUUUGAAAAACCAAAUUUAAAUGGAGCAAUUAGUUUGUUUCCAGAUCAACAUAUAAGGUCACCUAGUACAGAAUUUCCACCUGGAAGUGUUGUUAAUUCGAACCACAUUAAUUUUGGUCAACAAAUGCCAGAUCCGAGAAUAGUGCAUCCUGGAGUUGUAAUAAGUAUGCUUCAACUUUUGCCAUCAAUAAAACAUGAAGACUCUGAAAAGGGUUUGAAUUUGCAAUUGUAUUUAGCAGAAAUUAUUAAAAGUCUUGUUAGAAGCGAAAGAAACCAGCAGAUAAUGUGUGAUUAUGGAUUAGCUGGUUGUUUGCUGAAAAUAGGAAAGAAAGCUCUAGCAGAAGAAAAAAAUGCUUUGCAUGUCCCAUUACAGUAUAUACUAGAAAGGCUCGCCGCUCAGGCGUUGCAACCUACUGAAUUAAGAGAAUUUUUGAGACUAGGUGAUCCUCUAUCUUGCGCUGAUAUCAAUUUAACCAAGCCUUAUAAAUUGGGAGAUCCUGUUCCUUUGACUCGAAUAAAAACCCUUGUUUCAAUGACCACACCCAGAGAUUUUCGCGCUCAUGGCUCUAGCACUCUGCCCCCUUUUGUAGAACUUGACAUGUCUGUUGAAGGCUUCGGGUGUAUCUAUUUGCCAAGCUUAGCACCUCAGGCUCCAAAUACAGGUGGAACUAUAGAUGCUAAUACAAUAGGAGGAAUUGGAACGGGCGACAGAAUAUUUCCUCCUCAAACUGGACUAUCAUAUACAACGUGGUUUUGCGUUGAGAAAUUUUCAGAUCCAAAAAUUGAUCCCCAUUGUGUUCGAUUAUUAACUCUUGUACGAACAAUUAAUAACCCAAGAGAGGAAAAUUUAGUUUGCUUAUCGAUCUUAUUAUCAGCAGCUGAUAAAGCGAUUGUGGUGUCGACCCAAGAGACUUUAGUUACACCAGGGAAAAAUAUUGGAGAUUGGGAACCAGAAGGCUCCGAUGACUGUAACGCUAGAAUUUGGUGCCCAGAUCUUCACGAAGGACAGUGGCAUAAUCUAGUGGUAGUUCUUAAUAGAGCCGUACUAAAGAAUUCAAGUUUAUCGUUAUACUUGGAUGGAGCUCCGAUGCAUACACAGAAACUUCAUUACAUAUCACAAAAUCCUGGAGCCGGAUCUGUAAAUUUAGCUAUUGCCAGUCAGGUGUAUGGUUACGUGGGAACUCCUCCUAUAUGGAGAAGGUAUUCGCGUUUGUGUUGGAAACAAGGCGUAUGCCAUUUAGUAGAAGAUGUUUUAAAUCAACAAACUGUUCAAACGGUAUAUGCUUUAGGCCCUCAUUAUAUGGGCUCCUUGCAAGCUCCACAAUUAGGAAAACAUGCGGAACCGUUACCGCCUUUGGCUCCAGAAGAAAGAGUGCUUUUAGGUUUGAAUGCAAAAGCAAUGACGCAGAUGACAUUAGCAAAAAUUCGGAAAGUGUACAGUCGAACCGACAAUAAAUCUAUUGCGAAGCAACUUGGAAUGAAUUCACAUGAAAACGCUACACCUAUUAAAAUACUACAUAAUUCAGCUGGCCAUCUUGCCGGUCCAGGGCGAUGCCUAGGAGGAGUGGUUGUUGGUUAUUUGGGUGUAAGAGUAUUUAGCCCACACCCAGUUUCUGCUAUGAUUGAUACCGUUGGCGGCUGCAAUGUGCUUUUGGGCAUAAUAGCUAUGGCAAAAGAUGUAGAAAGUUUGUAUGCAGGGGUAAAAGCUUUAACUUGCGUUGUAAAGUCAAACCGGGCAGCUCAAAAUGAAAUGGAUCGGAAAAGAAGUUAUCAAACCUUGGGAAUGUUUUUUAAGAAAAAAAAAAACCUUUUAAAUUCACAUAUCCUUCAUUUAACUUUUGGACUAGUUGGAACUGUUAACAGUGGUCAAGAAAUGUCUGCUAUUCCAAAUAUAACAGCAUUCCAAGAUUUGUUGUGUGAUUUAGAAAUAUGGCAUGGUGCUCCAAAUGGAUUACUUAGAUCACUAUUAGAGCAUUUAUUAGAGUUGGCAAUUGAGUCGAAUGAAAAACGCCAGAACAUAAAAAUAAUGAGAGAAUUACAGCUUGUUAGUAAACUUUUACAUAUUAUAGUAGAUAUAAAUGAUCAUUCUACGAGAGAAAUUUUAUUUAACUUGAUCGAAACCUUAUUAGGCCAGCAGCCGAAACAUAAUGACUUGUUGCUAUUUGGACAAUAUAUAGCUGCAAAACUACCAAGAACAAACUGUUCUGAGAGAGCAAUAAAUGUGCCUGUUAUGAUAAAAAAAGAUAAAGGUUCCUUAGAUCAAAAUGAUAUUAUAGGACAAAACGUUUACUUAAGAAACCGUUGUCUUUCCUUAUUGCAUGGACUACUGUUUACUCCAAGAAAUACCGUAAAUUAUGUGAUAUGUGAUGAUAUUUCAAAAAUUCUUGGAAUGGAUUGGUUGCUACUCUUCAUGCAACCACAGGUUCACUUUACAACAGUUAUUAUAGCUGUUAGAAUAUUGGUAGUUGUUUGUGCAAACGAGAGCUUUAUGGUUAGAUUUAGGGAUGCAACUCAUAAUGGUGGCUAUUUAAAAUUCACUGAACUUAUUUCACAAAAAAAAAGUAUUUGUCUCGGAGCAACACAAUUAAGCGGUGGGCCAGCUUCCAAUGGGGUUAUGCAAGCAAAUUUAUCUCACUUACCGUCUCAAAUUGCUGGCGAGGUUAAAACAUCCGUUUUACAUAUUCCAGGAUUUCAGAUGCUUGAAUGGUUGCUUCAGCAUCAUUUAGAUGUUCCAGAGUUAUAUUUUUUGAUAACCGCUUUAAUAAUGGGUCAGCCGGUUAAAUUAUUAGCUUCAGAGCAUACAAAGUUUGAUCUAGAUCGAGUUUGGGCAUUCUUAUGGGGCGCCCCCGUAUCUCAUGCAUCAGCAUCUUCUGUUAAAGUUAAUGUCUGUCCUGAGGCUGUUUGUGUGCUUCUUGGUAUGGUUCGUGCUAUUGUACAUAUUAGUGAAACCAUUGAAUGGUUGUAUAAUCAUCCAGAAACUAUAAUUCAAGUAUUAUUUUCUUUAUAUCACAACUUACCCGAUUUUAUGCCUACCAUGAUGUCAGGAGAUGUUAUUACCUCUUUAGUUGCAGUUCUCUUUCCAUUUCCAAAGAAUAGAACUAUAAGUGAAGAAGAAUCCGCGCUUAAUAGUGGAACCUCGACUCCGGACGAUACUAAUAGUGGAAAUUGCGUUUUAAUACGCAGUCAUAAUGUUUCCGUUUCUUACACGUCCCAACUAACCCAACACUCAGUGAGAAAAUUUGUAAUUGAUUUCUUAAGGGUGAUUGUCGUUGAUUCGUUAAGUUUGUCAAUGCACGGUAAAAGUACCCCAGUAAUUGAUUUGGUUUUAGAUGCCUCUCCAGAAUCUGCAGAAAUAUAUCAACAAAUAGAAUUUCAAACUGAAAUUGUAACUGCUUUAAUGGAACAUUUAUUGGCGGCCGACGUCUUGGUCGGUGAACAGGCAGCUCUUCCAAUUGUACCUUUACUGCAAUCUCACGUACAAAAUAUUGCACCAAACGUAUUUUACUUCACUGCGAGAGUAGUUGAUAAGAUGUGGCAAGGAUGUUUAACAAAAAACCCGCAUGAAGUUUUUGACUUUAUUAUUAAAUUAAUUGCUCAAGCAAAAAAACGGUCUUCUGCUCUUUCUUUAGAACAGUUACAUCAUUCGUUAAAUCGAACAAUUUUAUAUUUACUGUCUAGACCCACAGAUUCUAUUACAGACCAGACAUCAGUUUUAGAAGCUUUACAUAAAAUUAUUACAAAUCGUUUGUUAAUCUUUGGAGCAGGCAAUCAUGAAUUGGAGUUUAUUGCCUGCUUAACGUAUUGUUUAAUGCAAUUGACUUCUGACAUGAAAAUUGUUUUAGAACCUUCAAUUAAUAGAGCAACAACAUGGCAUGUUAAUCCACAGAAUGAAGAUAUUGAACCAAGAGAUGAUCAACUAAACCAACUGCAAGGUCGAAAUUUGAUUGUUGGUGCAUCAUUUCGGGUUUGGGAAGAGUUGUACGUAUGUAAAAAACCCGCUAUUGAAGAGGUUUUUAAAGUUUCACUCACUGUCCCAAUAAACAAUUUCAAAGCUCCAGAUUUGCAAACAACCAGGGAACAGGUAAUGGAACUAGCUUCUAAACUUUGGUUUAAUUAUGUGGAUGCCGAGAGAAAAGCUUCAUAUAGAAUUCCGUGGGAGAUACAUAACCAAAUUCAGUCAAAAAUUCAAAAAGUAACCGGCGGGCUAACAAGAUUAGCAAGUCGAACAAAAGUAAAAAAAGAAGAAUUAGUCCGUGUAAAAUCUACUAUGAGUAAGGGGGAAGCAUUUGGAUAUACAGGAAUUCAUGUUCAAUUAAUAAAAGAUCUUUGGGAGAUGCGGGUUAAACAACACAUGCAAAUGCUCCAACAUACCCAGAGAUACGUCUAUCAAGAUUGGAUACUGUCGGAGACUGAAUUAACCCGAGAGCGAGGCCUCUGGGGUUCAGUUAAAACCCCCCCUCUUGAUAAAUGGAUGUUAGACUCAACAGAAGGUCCACAUAGAAUGCGAAAAAAAACUAUGAAAAAUGAUAUAUUUUAUUUGCAGUAUCCUUAUCGGCCUGAAAUUGAAUUACCUGACAAUCGUCAAUUAAAAUAUAAAGUAGCAACCAGUCUUGAUAGUAAAAUUUAUUUUACUUAUUGUCACCAACAACCCCGUAUACUUUGUGAAACCGAUCAUCAAUUUCCAUAUCUGCAACCUUCUUUUGAGAAUAUUACUUCUAAGAUAACAAAUAAACAAUCUAGCGAAAGUAAUACACCACCACAAAGUCCAACAGACGCUAAUAAUGAAAAUACAGUACAAAAAACUAUAGAUGGUGUUCAUGAAGAUGCUGAAGAAGAGGAAGAGGAAGACAUGUCAAUGGUCGCUGAUAACCAAACAUUUUUACGUCUGCUGGAAGAGCAAGAAAAAAUUUCUUACAUGUUUCGAUGUGCAAGAAUACAAGGUUUGGAUACAACCGAAGGUUUAUUGUUAUUCGGAAAAGAACAUUGUUAUAUAGUAGAUGGUUUUACAUUAUUAAAAAAUCGAGAUAUUCGAGAUAUAGAUACGCUUCCACCUGGGGCAUAUGAACCUAUAAUACCGAAUUCUGGUGGUACUUCUCGCUGUGCACAAAAAAUGAGGCAAUGUUCUAAAUUCUCUUAUGAAGAAAUUCGUGAGGUACACAAAAGAAGAUAUUUAUUGCAACCAAUUGCCUUGGAGGUUUUUUCUGAAGAUGGUCGAAAUUAUUUACUAAGUUUUCCAAGAAAAGUUCGAAAUAAAGUAUAUCAGAGGUUUUUAGCACAUGCAACCGCAAUUAAUGAUAAUGCACAACAGUCAGUGGCGGGACAAAAACGUACUGCGAGCGUAGAACAAAGUUCAGGAAUAUUCAGCAGCUUAAUAGGAGAAACUUCCGUGACACAGAGAUGGGUGCGUGGUGAAAUAUCAAAUUUUCAAUAUUUGAUGCACUUGAAUACUUUAGCUGGAAGAUCAUACAACGAUCUAAUGCAGUAUCCAGUUUUUCCUUGGAUCUUGGCAGAUUAUGAUUCUGAAGAAUUAGACUUAGCUAAUUCGAAAACGUUUCGAGAUUUUUCAAAGCCAAUGGGAGCGCAGUCUGAAGAACGUUUGGAACAAUUUCAAAAGAGAUAUAAGGAAUGGGAUGAUCCACAUGGUGAAACUCCACCUUAUCAUUAUGGUACCCAUUACAGUUCAGCUAUGAUAGUUUGUUCUUACUUAGUUCGACUAGAACCAUUUACUCAACAUUUUCUUCGCCUUCAAGGUGGUCACUUUGAUUUAGCAGAUCGUAUGUUUCACAGUAUCAAGGAAGCUUGGCUUUCAGCAAGCAAAUUUAAUAUGGCGGAUGUAAAGGAAUUAAUUCCAGAAUUUUUUUAUCUUCCCGAGUUUCUGACAAAUUCAAACAAUUUUGAUUUGGGGACUAAACAAAACGGAGAUACAUUAAAUCAUGUUGUGCUACCACCAUGGGCAAAACAGGAUACACGUGAGUUCAUACGAAUGCAUCGUAAUGCCUUAGAGUGUGAUUAUGUUAGUCAAAAUUUACAUCUGUGGAUUGAUUUAAUAUUUGGUUGCAAACAGCAAGGUCCUCCGGCUGUUGAGGCUGUGAACGUUUUUCAUCAUUUAUUUUAUGAAGGAAAUGUCGAUAUAUACAACAUCGAGGAUCCCUUAAAAAAAAAUGCCACAAUAGGAUUUAUAAAUAAUUUUGGGCAAAUCCCAAAGCAAUUAUUUAAAAAAAACCACCCGGCAAAAAAAAUGGGUACAUUGAGGCAUUCUGUGAUUGAUUCGUCGUCAUUGAUAAAUGUACCACAAUUAAAUCAAACAGAUAAACUAUUUUUUCAUAAUUUAGAUAAUCUAAAGCCAUCUUUACAACCAAUAAAGGAACUGAAAGGUCCUGUUGGGCAAAUUUUGCAACCCGACAAAACAGUCUUAGCUGUGGAACAAAAUAAAAUAAUGAUGCCACAAGCCUAUACUAGAUAUAUUGCUUGGGGCUUUGCUGAUCAUUCGUUGCGUGUUGGAAUAUAUGAUUCUGAUAAAGCUUUGUUCGUUUGUGAAGCUGCGGCACAAAAUUCGGGUGAAAUAUUAGCAUGUGCUUGUCCAAAUUCGAAAAUGAUUGUAACGGCAGGCACAAGUUCUGUAGUGACUAUUUGGAAAUUCGAUGUAAAUAAAAAAACAUUAACAGUACGGCAUAAUUUACAUGGACACACUGAUGCAGUAACUUGCUUAGCAGCUAGCCCAGCUUACAAUGUAAUUGUAAGUGGCUCGAGAGAUGGGACCGCUAUAGUUUGGGAUAUGUCAAGGUUUACUUUUGUCCGACAACUUAGAGGUCACGUUGGAGUUGUUGCAGCUGUCGCUAUCAAUGAUUUAAGUGGAGACAUUGCUACUUGUUCAGCAACAUGGCUGCAUGUUUGGUCUAUAAACGGAGACGCUUUAGCAAAUGUUAAUACGAGUGUUGGUAGUGCAGAUAGAAUGCAACAAAUAUUAUGUGUUUCAUUUUCCGAAACAAGAGAAUGGGAUCAGCAAAAUGUGAUUAUAACAGGUUCUACUGAUGGUGUUGUUAGAAUGUGGUCGAUGGAAUAUGUUCAAGUCCCUAUCUUUGAGAAAAAAUUAAAGAGGUGCGAAGAGCUAUGUUCCGCAGAAAAGGAAUCACUUGAGAAAGGACAGGAUGCAGAAAUCACAGAAAAGUCUAAAAAAAUUAAUCUUUUUAAUAAAAUUAAAAGUUUAUCUGGGGAAGAAAAUGAAAUUGUUAAGUCAGCUUCUGAAAGCAGUUUAUCAGAAGCAUGUGAUGCUUCUGAUAAAUCCCUCAAAUCAAUUGAAUCUGAAAAGAGAGAUGAAGAUGAUAAUGAAGAAGGACUUAGUCCGUUAAUGGCAGAUUCAGAAAGGAGAAAAAGUAGUAUUGCGGGUACGAAGUCGUUACAUGAGCUGAAAUCUGUAAGUGUAGUUGAUGAACGUCGAGUUCUGGAUAAAACGGGCAGCUUAGUGGACAAAAUAUCUGCUGUAGAAGAAAGAACUAUUAGACCAAGUAAAUCAGAUACCAGUUUGACAGAAUCCUUUGUUGUUAUUGAUAAUGAUGGCAAAAAUAAAACCGAAAAUUUAUUAAGAAAAGGGUUUAAAUGGCAACAGCAACUAGUAUUCCGUUCUAAACUAACAAUGCACACAGCCUAUGAUCGUAAAGAUAAUGCCGAGCCAGCAAGUAUCACUGCUCUUACAGUAUCUAAAGAUCAUAAAAUUAUAUAUGUAGGUGACGCUCGAGGUAGAAUAUUUUCUUGGAGUGUUAGCGAACAGCCUGGGCGUGGGGUAGCUGAUCAUUGGUUGAAAGAUGAAGGUGCUGAUCAAUGUGUGAAAUGUCGCGUCAAAUUUAAUUUAUAUGAACGCAAGCAUCAUUGUCGGAAUUGUGGACAAGUUUUUUGUAAUAAAUGUAGUCGCUUUGAGUCAGAAAUAUCGAGAUUAAAAAUUUUAAAACCAGUUCGAGUAUGCCAGCAAUGUUAUGGCUCAUUACGUUCAGCAUCAAUUGAUCACUAAACAAAUUCUACUAUGGAUAAUACUAAAAUAUGACUUAACUUAAUUAAAAGAAUAAUACAGUAGAAUUUUACUUCACAGUGUAUCAGACAAAUAUGUUAUAUCACAGUGAAUUUUGUAAAGAGAAAAACAUUCUAUUUUUAUGAACAUUAUUGAAACUUCGAUGAAAAUUAUUUGCAUAUUAUGUUAUGUUUUAUGGAAGGCAAUAUAUUUUAUAUAAAUUAUCUUUGAUAAUAUUUAGAUACUUUUAUUUGUGGAAAAUAAUUGUCGGAAUUUGGAUCAAAUUGGGCCUUAAAAAACCCAAACAUUUUGUGCAAAUAUCAUAAUAUAUGUUGAACAUAUGCUAAGGAUACUUGUAUAAAUAUUAAAGCGUGACUCUAAAACAUGAUGCAUACCAUAUUUAUACAUAUCUAUAAAAAAAAUUUCGUUUCCUAUGAAGAUUAAUUGCAUAUUUAGUCUCUCAAUAAUAAAAAAAUUCUAACAUAAUAUGUUAAUGUGGCUGCGUAUAUCAUAUUCAAAUUUUUUGAAUUCCACAAAUAGAAAAAAUAUUCUUUUAAAAUUUGAAAAUAUGUAUUGUAAAACAUUGAAGAGGUUAAAUAAUUGUUUUUUAAUUAUUGCGUUAAGAUAUUGCGUUUUAAUUUGAUCAAUUAAUUUGAUCAAGAUAUUGCGUUUGAAAUUAUUUGGAUUAUUUAUCUUAAUUUAAUUUUCAUCAAUUUCCUGUUUGCAUUAUAGCUGACGAAAACAUAAUCAUGCCUUUGUUGUAUAAAUUUUUGAUAAUUUUCAUUUGAAAAUUCGAUAAUAUGAAUGCAUCUUCUUAAAAUAAAAAAGUAUUGCAACAAUAAACUAAAUGUUAAGGAAAUGACAUUGUAAGAUAAUUUUAUUAAAAUGUGUUAAUUAUCUAGGUAGUA
Messenger RNA from Condylostylus longicornis, 11928 nucleotides. It is a transcript of the gene bchs, whose product is annotated as WD repeat and FYVE domain-containing protein 3. The transcript is spliced from 23 exons. Lineage: Eukaryota; Metazoa; Arthropoda; Insecta; Diptera; Dolichopodidae. The record is from RefSeq and is a predicted model, not a curated record. Bases 389 to 11023 code for a protein of 3544 amino acids. Gene Ontology annotation, molecular function: metal ion binding; protein binding.